ACAAACAAUUACUUUUGAAUUUGCCAUCACAAAUCUCAAAGUGAUGGCUACGAGGAGGCACUUGAUUGUGCUGGCUCUUAUUGUGCUCUUCAUCUCCUUUGAAGUAAGCAGCAUUCUUGCCCAAAACAGUGGCAAUGCGAGUGGCAACGGAAAUGGGGGAGGCAAGAAUGGAAAUGCUAAUGGCAACGAGAACGCUGGAGGCAACAACGGAAACGCUAACGGCAACGGAAAUGGGGGAGGCAAGAAUGGAAAUGCUAAUGGCAACGAGAACGCUGGAGGCAACAACGGAAACGCUAACGGCAACGGAAAUGGUGGGGGCAAAAACGGAAAUGCUAACGGGAACGGGAACGAUGGAGGCAAAAACGGAAACGCUAAUGGGAACGGAAAUGGUGGGGGCAAAAACGGAAACGCCAACGGUAACGGUAAUGAUGGAGGAAAUAACGGAAACGCUAACGGGAACGGGAACGGUGGUGGCAAAAAUGGAAACGCUAACGGCAAUGGAAACAGUGGCGGAAGCAACGGUAAUGCUAAUGGGAACGGGAACGGUGGAGGAAGGAAUGGAAAUGGUAAUGGAAAUGGCAAUGCAGGAGGCAACAACGGCAACGGAAAUGGGAACGGAAACAGCGGAGGCAACAACGGCAACGGAAAUGGGAACGGAAACAGCGGAGGCAACAACGGCAAUGGCAAUGGCAAUGGCAACGGAAACAGCGAUAGCAAUGCAAGCAACGGCGUUAAACGAAAGAGGCCUCCAUACGACGCGGCUUCGACAAAUUAUAUUGUAGUAACCCCACUGCCAAACACAGGGCAAGAAAGAUCUUUCUGCCAAGCAAGGGGAAAAUGCCUCUACAAGACCCUCACCUGCCCUGCUGAGUGCCCGCAGAGGAAGCCGAAGAAGAACAAGAAGAACAAGGGAUGCUUCGUCGACUGCAGCAGCAAAUGUGAAGCCACCUGCAAAUGGAGGAGGCCUAAGUGCAAUGGCUACGGCUCCCUAUGCUACGACCCUCGUUUUGUGGGAGGGGAUGGCGUAAUGUUCUACUUCCACGGAUCCAAAGGCAGCGACUACGCCAUUGUAUCCGACGAGAAUCUCCACAUUAACGCUCACCUCAUCGGGACUAGGCCACAGGGGAGGACUCGUGACUACACAUGGGUUCAAGCCCUCUCCGUCAUGUUUGAUUCCCACACAUUGGUCAUAGCAGCCAGGAAACUCUCACAUUGGAGUGACAACGUCGAUGCGAUUUUAUUCAAGUGGAACGGCCACCCAAUAAGCAUCCCCAGAGACGGGGAGGCCGAGUGGAGGGUGGACACGGGAGAAAGAGAUGUUACAGUUGAGAGGACGGACGAUGUCAACACGGUGAGAGUGAGCGUGACAGGGCUGGUGGAGUUGGACAUAAGGGUGGUCCCCAUCGGAAAAGAGGAGAAUCGGGUUCACAACUAUCAGUUACCCAAUGAAGAUGCGUACGCUCAUCUGGAGACGCAGUUCAAGUUGUUGGAUCUUUCGGAGGGAGUUGAGGGAAUUCUCGGGAAGACGUACAGGCCAGGAUACGUGAGCCCGGCCAAGAGAGGGGUGCCGAUGCCGAUGGUCGGAGGAGAAGAUGACUACUUCACGCCCUCGCUCUAUUCGCCUUCCUGCAAGGUUUGCAUAUUCCAGAGGCCUUCAUCGGAUGCUGUUGCAGUAGCCUGAUUUUUCAAAUAUAUAUAUAUAUUCAUCCCAUAUCAAUAAAUUAUAAUUGUAUUAUCAUCCAUUUCAAUUAAGAAAUUGUAAGUUCAUUUUUAUUAUAUUUACAACAUAAUUUGAAGUGUAUGACU
Messenger RNA from Salvia hispanica, 1806 nucleotides. RefSeq lists its product as uncharacterized. NCBI's taxonomy places the organism in Eukaryota, Viridiplantae, Streptophyta, Magnoliopsida, Lamiales, Lamiaceae. The record is from RefSeq and is a predicted model, not a curated record.